GUGAAGAGCGAAGGCCCCAAAUUGGUGCCCUUCUUUAAAGCCACUUGUGUCUAUUUUGUCCUCUGGCUGCCAACUUCCAGCCCCUCCUGGUUCAGUGCCCUGAUUAAAUGUCUGCCCAUCUUCUGCCUGUGGGUUUUCCUUCUGGCUCAUGGAAUUAACUUCUUAGUGUCACACCGGAGUGCCAGCCGCAUCCUAGCAGGACUUAUCUUCUCGGCAGUGGGAGAUGCCUUUCUCAUCUGGCAGGAGCAGGGCUACUUCAUUCAUGGUCUGCUGAUGUUCGCCAUCACACACAUCCUGUACUCCUCAGCCUUCGGCAUGAAGCCUUUGGACCUCAAAGCUGGCUUGUUGAUGGGCCUUGUUUCCGGAUCCUGUUACGCCUUCCUGUACUCCUACCUCUCAGGCCCGUUCACCUACCUGGUAGCUGUCUACAUCGCCUUGAUUGGCUUCAUGGGCUGGCGAGCAGUCGCUGGCAUGCAGCUGUGCAAUGACCUCUGGACAUGGACCAAGCUCUCGGCCUGCAUCGGCGCAAUGCUGUUCAUGGUGUCGGAUCUGACCAUUGCACUUAACAAGUUCUGCUUUCCUGUGCCCUACUCGCGCUUCAUCAUCAUGGCUACUUACUAUGCAGCCCAAAUGCUUAUUGCACUGUCAGCUGUAGAGAGCAGAGAUGAAGAGGACUACAGAAAGAGGAGCUAG
This is a messenger RNA of Tauraco erythrolophus (red-crested turaco), 693 nucleotides long. The record is from RefSeq and is a predicted model, not a curated record. NCBI's taxonomy places the organism in Eukaryota, Metazoa, Chordata, Aves, Musophagiformes, Musophagidae.